GGAAAUACGCCUUCCGAGCAGGAGAACAACCAAUCAGCCGUGGCGAACCAAAGAUAAACAAGCCUUAUGAUAAGACAAAACUCUCAGGUUUCCCCAGGCUGUGUGCAGCCCUAGUGAACUAUCAUGCUGGCCUGUAUCCAGAGGCGGCAGAAUCUCUCGUCGCAGCUUCUCGCCUGCACACCCAAAAGCCUCGAUGUUCCGCCGCCGCCAUUACUGCUGUCAGUACCACCACUGCAGACGUGCACCCACAAAGGCGAGUCGGCCUCCAUGAUUUCUCGGUACCCUUCUCCCGCAGAGUUGGAUGCUUUUGCCCAGAAGACCGCCAACAGCCCACUGUCCAUCAAAAUCUUUCCAUCUGACGUCCGGGUGCCACAACAUAAACAGCUUAACAAAACAGUGAACGGCUUAGACACCACAGGCCAGCGCUGUAGCCCCUAUUCACACCCGUACUCAGGAGGCUACCAGGGUUUGUUGGCCAUCGUCAAAGCUUCUGUGGUGGUCAAAGGUGUGGUGAAGAACUCUGAGGGCAGGAGGACUAAACAUGCAAACACCCAGACCUCUGUGGCACCGUAUAAUAAUCCUCUGAACAAUGGCUACACAGUCAGACAUGGGCACAAGGCCUAUCAUAUAAGCUCAUGUAAGCCCCCCGAUGUUCCCAUUGAGACACUUUGUUCUAGCACAGGGAUGGCCUCCGGAGAUCAGAGCCGGGCCCCCCAGUCUGAGCUGGCAGAGGUUCAAAGCCUGAUGAGGCAGAUGAGCAGAGUUCCCCACAGCCAGGCCCUGCAGCUGGGGGGAGAAGCUCGAGCCAGCCCCUCUCUGCAGGCCGUGGCGGCGGUGGCACAUUCAGACUCAGACUUUGUCCUGGGAGUGCCGCCCCAGAGCAGUCUGGCAUACACGGGAGCAGUGAUACCUACACAGAGUGCAGACAUAGCCAAAGCUGGGUACUUGGAGAAAGGAGACUACACAGUGUGGCGGCAUAAACAUGAAAUUCAGCAGCCCUAUCAGCAGGGAGCAGUGAGGAUGUACAGCGUGAGUAACGGUACUCAGGGGCACAGAGCAGCAGAGGCUGGCCAGCCUCCUGAAACCUGCCUCCCUUUGAGGUGCUCCUCGCAGCUGUCGUAUAGGCCGCAUCCUGCCAGCGUGGGCGCGGGGCAGGAGCGAGUCAGCAGCUCCUCUGUGAGCCGUGCCGCCAUGCAGGGGGAGUUCUCCGUCGGACAGUACUUUGCCCCUCUCUGGGACGGUGUUGUGGCCACCCCUAAUAGCGACUGUUACACUCCUCAGGUGCUGGCAACGGGUACGUGCGCAGCCAGGCCCAGAGACCUGGGGCUCUCCCAUCCCCAUCUCCACCCAAACCGCCACCAACACCACCAGCACCCACAGCUCCACCCCCAUCUCCCUCCUCAUACCCAGGCCUACAGCACAGACCAAAACCUCUGUUGUGGGCUGCCUAGUUCUAGCCUGUGCCACGCUGCAGUACUUAGCAGCAGCUUGCAGUCUCUGGAGUGCCUCAUCAGUGAGAUUCACCCUCCCUGCAUCAAAGAGCGCAUGCUGGGCCGUGGGUACGAAGCUGUGGGGAUGCCUCAGCUGCUGGAGCACCACCAGCAAGCCCACAUCCAGCUCCCCGUCUACAGAUAA
Chelmon rostratus (copperband butterflyfish) is the source of this 1635-nucleotide messenger RNA. Its product is annotated as protein FAM222A. The record is from RefSeq and is a predicted model, not a curated record. The transcript has 3 exons. NCBI's taxonomy places the organism in Eukaryota, Metazoa, Chordata, Actinopteri, Chaetodontiformes, Chaetodontidae. Bases 124 to 1635 code for a protein of 503 amino acids.